GUCGCCGGGGUGCAGUUGGUCGCAGCUCAGUCGUGGCGAUCGCCAGGUGAACGAAGGUUGUGUCGCGCAGACAACAAUUUUGAAAACGAAAAGAUUGCAACUGAAUUUUUGGAGAUCAUUUUCUAACCAUGUCGGGAAAACUGAUCAUGAAACGCAAACGUGCCAGCCAGGAAGAGCAGCAGCAACAUCAGCAGCUGCAGCCGGGACAGGAGCAACAUGUUCAGCCACAGGAGCAGCAACAUUUACAGCAGCCGGAUGAAGCAGCUCCGGAGAAACGCCAUCGUCCUCUAACUCCACCCGCGGAAGAGCCAGGACAGGAUUACGCGUCCCCGCCAGAUGCCCCUAACCGUAUCCUUCUGGAAGCCCUGCAAAAGAUAAUGGAGUUGCAGGCGGAAUUGGAUGCUUUUGAGCAUGAUCUAGAUGAACGGGAUGGUGCGGCAGCAGAAGCUGAAGAGGAAGAUGUCGAAGAGAGUGCGGAGGAUGCGGAGGUUGCUGCUCGAUUUGCACCACCCACCCCAGCCGAAAGGAGUCAGGCAGAGGCACUGGGUUUCGCCAUGUGCGCCAGGGAAACGCUGCUCUUCCUUCAGAGCGAGGGAAUACCCACGGAAUCGCCGCUUUAUCAGACUCUUCUUGGGAAAUUGGUUGGCCAAAGCGAUGGGCUCUUGCAAGCUUAAUAACCAACCUUGGAGGGCAGAAGCUCCUCCGCAUUCUAGUCACUUUGCUGCGAUCUCAUUGCAAGUAAAACCAGAGAGGUAGAGAGAGAGAGAAUCCAAGGGUUGAGCAUUUUCUAGGGGUGGAAAUAGUGCCACCCAGGAAUCUGCGUAAUCCUAAGCUGUUUACUCUAGUCAACUAUUGUGAAGCAAUAUAAAAAACAUAAGAAACAACGAAAUAAAUUAAUAAUUAAUAUUAAAGAAAAAAGAAUAUUGUUUUAUUAAUUGUUAGAUUGCC
Molecule: messenger RNA, 948 nt
Organism: Drosophila eugracilis
Lineage: Eukaryota; Metazoa; Arthropoda; Insecta; Diptera; Drosophilidae
Product: myb-like protein I
Exons: 1
Coding region: 129-674 (181 amino acids)
Source: RefSeq, a predicted model, not a curated record